This is a messenger RNA of Lodderomyces jiufengensis, 1542 nucleotides long. RefSeq lists its product as uncharacterized. The record is from RefSeq and is a predicted model, not a curated record. Bases 1 to 1542 code for a protein of 513 amino acids. Gene Ontology annotation, biological process: mitotic DNA replication checkpoint signaling; DNA damage checkpoint signaling; DNA repair. NCBI's taxonomy places the organism in Eukaryota, Fungi, Ascomycota, Pichiomycetes, Serinales, Debaryomycetaceae. The transcript has a single exon. Gene Ontology annotation, molecular function: chromatin binding.
AUGGCACCAUCAAGAAAACGAUGUAAAAUCAUUGAAUCAUCGUUUGAACAAAUCUAUCAUUCAUCAGAUGAAGAGCAAGUAUUUUUGGUACCUCCAUCACCAACUAAAAAGACAACAUCAAAACAAUGGUUAGAAAAAUAUCAACCUAAAACCGCGUCAGAAAUAUGUAUAAAUCCAACAAAAUUAAAACAAGUUAGAGAUUCGCUAAGAAAAUUGAUCAAUCACCAAUCCAAAAUUUUAGUGCUUACUGGUCCAUGUGGCUCAAGCAAAUCCACAACUAUCAAAAUACUAGCGAAUGAAUUUUACAAUGGAGAUAUUUUUAACGACAAUAUAACUGAAUAUGAUGAAACAGAAAAAUUUGGUAGAUUUUUGCAAAAUUGUAAAUAUAAACAAGGAUCUACUAUAUUGGUCGAUGAACUUCCAAAUGUGUAUCAUAAUGAAACGCUAAUGGAGUUUAGAGACGCGUUGAAACAAUGGAUUUACACAAAUGAUGUUACUCCACCAUUAGUGCUAUGUGUUAGUGAAUAUGAAUACGAAUCAGAUGAUUUCAACAGACUUAGUUAUACGAUUGAAAAUAAUAUGAAUGUUGAUACUUUAUUGGGUAGAGAAAUUUUAGGAGCCCCUGGAGUAGAAAUUGUGAAAUUUAAUUCAAUUGCAACGAGGUAUUUAAAGAAAACAAUUACUGGUAUAUUAAAAAGUGAGGAAUUAGGAAGAUUAAUGAAUGAUUCUAAGUUUGAUCAAUUUUUGACGGAACUUUAUAAGGUAGGAGAUAUAAGGUCAAUUAUUUUUAAUUUAGAGUUGUGGACAAAGUUUCAUAAAUUAGGUGGUGACUACAAUAGAGAAGAUGCUUUAAAUAUAUUUCAUGCAAUUGGUAAAAUUAUUUAUUCUUCAAAAGAAAAAGAUGUCGAUCCAGUAACUCAGGUGAUAGAGAGAUAUCCAGAUAAAAAUUCUGACCUUUUAAAUUUAGGAUUAUUAGAAAAUUACCACAUUUAUCAAGAUUCAAAUUUUGAUGUAAAGAUUGCAGGAGAUAUAUGUAAUGAUUUGAGUAUUAAUGAUAUUGUUUCAUUUGGGGAAGUCGGGAUGAGAUCAACUAGAACAAAUUUGGAAAAGGCAGGUCCCAAAGUUUCCACUUUAAAACUAAAGAUGAAAUUCCCAAGACAUUUUAAAAUGUUGAAAAAUAUUAGAAAAGCUCAUACUCAGAUAAAUUCAUAUAGAAGAUAUAUUACACCCACAACUUCAUUUAGUGAUUUGAAUUUAAUUGAUGGGUACUAUUUACCACAAAUAUACAAUAGCCAAAAAAAGACAAGAUAUAGGUAUAAUAGACUUGGAGGAAAGUUUUUAGAAGUUUUUGCUGAUGAAAAUACAGUUGAUGAACCGAUAACGAAUUAUGAUUAUGACCAAUUUCAAAAUGACAUUGAUAAUAAAAUAACAACAACAGAAGAUGAAGAAAUGAGUGAUCAAAUACAAGAGCUGGAUUCUGAUAGUGAUGGCUUUUCAUCUGAUGAUGAUAUAGAUUAUUUAAUAUCACAAGGUAAGUUAUAG